This is a messenger RNA of Hemicordylus capensis (graceful crag lizard), 1236 nucleotides long. It is a transcript of the gene NMS, whose product is annotated as neuromedin S. Lineage: Eukaryota; Metazoa; Chordata; Lepidosauria; Squamata; Cordylidae. The record is from RefSeq and is a predicted model, not a curated record. The transcript has 12 exons. The coding region runs from base 517 to 1086 and encodes 189 amino acids.
CGUGUAGGCCGCAGUGAAGCCUGAACUCCAGUAGGGCCCAAGCCAGCCAGGAAGGAGGAGGCAGCCAGAGUGGCCACCACUGUUCUCUGCAGCAGAAGACCCCUUGCUGCCAGGAACCCAGAACGGAGUACUACAUACUUAAGUUUCUCCUAGGCUGAGAGGGAAGUGACUGGCCCAGAGUCACCCAACAAGUAUGUGGCUGAAUGGGGAUUUUGAACCCGGGUCUCGCCAGUCCUAGACCAGCACUCUAACCACUACACCACAGCUGGCUCUUCCUGAAGACUCGACUGACUAAUUGCUGAGGUGGCUUUGCGCCGAGCGUUGACCAGAGAGCAACUGCUUCCGAAAUAAAGGCACAGCUUGACGCUUAAUGAGAAAACGAGGAUCCCGCGAGGUGGUGAUUGGUUCCCUUUCCAAUGGGUUGCAAUUUGUUACGAAUAAAGACACUUCUUGAGCUCGGGUCAGUCAGACGAAGGCUGGGCAGCGACUUGGCUGCCUCGCGGGCUUGGAGGGGAGAUGCAGAAGCGCCGCGGUCAGAGAAAUGAAAGUCUGGCUCGGCCGCUGACCAUGAAGCAGCCGCGCCCUCCUCCCUUCCCCUUGAUCUUCGGGCUCUACUGCAUUUGCGCUGUGCAGUUCACUGCAGGAUUUCCUCAGCCAUUUGCCGGCUACCUAGGUGAAUCAGAUAUUCCUACAAGUGAGAGACUGGCUCUGUGUUUCAGUCAAUGGACAGAACUGUCUGAUCAACCUCAGAUCUCCAGUUCUGUUAUGGAUCUUUGUAACUCCAUGUUUAAUGGCAUGCAGGUAGAUGAGGAACAUAAACAGGAAGUAUUUAAAAGAUUCUUAUUUCACUACUCCAGAGCUCAAGAUCCAACAUAUCCACUUAAAGCUGGGUCUUUCCCUGUGCAUCCUUUAAUGCGUCUUGCUCCAAAGCUCUCAGAGAGAAGAAUGAAAAGAUUCCUUGAUCCAGAAUCCUCUGUUCUUGCUGCUGCAGAAUUUACAAAGAAGGAUGGCUUGGAUGGCUUGGGACGACCCUUUUUCCUUUUCAGGCCAAGGAACGGAAGGACAGUGAACAAUGGAGGUGAAUGAGGCUAUUCAAAAGAACUCAGUGGAAAAUGAAAAUCCAUCGGUUGCCCUCCUUUUUCCAUCAACUUUGUAAAACAGUUUUGAACUAAGUUUUGUUUCAAGAGACAUGUUUCCCCAAUGUACAAAGUUACUUAUAAUAAAUUUGCAGCGAUA